AUGCCCAUUAAACAGCAAAUUCAACCGUCAGCGACUCUGAACGCAACGCAAACAGAGAUGGACUUCCUCGACUCCUCCUUCUUCACCAAAGCAGGCCAUAAGAGCUUGCCAACCGCUGCAGAGGUUGGCUCCCUCUCAGAACAGUUCAACAAACAUCCACGGCCCGCACCAGUUAAAUUUGAGCAUCUAAAUCUUCUCGUCAAGUUUGGGCCGUCUGUGGCGGUUGAAGAAGCCCUAACUCUCCGCAUGCUUCGAACCUCUUUCGCUGAGAAGAUACCUGUCCCGGAGGUGUAUGGUUGGAGAGUUUAUCAAAAUUCUGUGUUCAUUUAUAUGGAGCUUAUUCAGGGAGACACGCUAUAUGAUCGAUGGGAUUCUCUCAAUGAGCCGGAUAGGAACUUUAUUUGCGGCCAGUUACGGGAGAUUAUUUCUUCCCUUCGGCAAAUUGAGCCAGAUCCUUGCGACUCAUUUAUCGGACCUUUUAAAAAUGUGAAAGCAUUCAACGACUGGUUUUCUUCUCUGCCUCAAAGCUGGCUUCCUGAUUCGAAGAGAUAUCGGGAUCCUUAUCGAGACUACCUACCAGACGAUGGGGCCAUCAGGUUGACUCAUGGAGACUUGCAUCGGGGUAAUAUUCUAAUUUCACCAGCUGGUCGCCCACGUGUCCUUGCUGUAGUUGAUUGGGCUCAUGCUGCCUGGUACCCAGAAUACUGGGAGUAUUGCAAGGCCUUAUACACAUCAGACUAUAAGGGGGAAUGGCGCAAUGUUUGGAUUCCCAAAUUCUUAACUGCGGACGAGGCUGAGUUCGCUGCUUUCGGUGAAUACGUGCUGCAGAUUGGAGCAGUAUAA
Coccidioides posadasii C735 delta SOWgp is the source of this 843-nucleotide messenger RNA. The record is from RefSeq and is a predicted model, not a curated record. NCBI's taxonomy places the organism in Eukaryota, Fungi, Ascomycota, Eurotiomycetes, Onygenales, Onygenaceae.